AUGAAUACGGCUCAAUCGGAACAGGAUAUGGCUAGCGCCUUUAUGGACUGGGCAAACACUUUUGAUAAGCUUUCACGCCCGGUUGUUAAUGUCAAAAAUAUCUCAACUUAUAUCUUAAAUAGUGAUUCAAAAUGGUUUAAACUUUCUUCUGGUGAAGCUCGGGAAGAUAAUUGGGUGAACAAUUUCAACAAGCUCAGAAGAUUAGUCUUACUCCUCACACGUUAUUAUGAAGAUAUCCUUGGACUUCCUGCUAAAAAACUUGAAUCUCCAGAUCCUAGAGCUAUUGCAAAAGAUGGAAAUUUAGUUGAGACAAUGAAGUUGUAUUCAUUAAUUGUGACUUUGGCCGUGAAUCACGUUAAUAAGGCAGCAUAUAUUGAAAAAAUUACACAUUUAAACGCAAAAUCGCAACAGGGUUUGAUGUUUUCCAUUGAACGGGUUAUGAACCGAUUGGGGGAAACUACUGUCGAAGCACCACCAAAGAAAUCAUCAUCAAUCAACUUAGAUGAAAUUCAUGCGGAACAUGGAAAAAUUAUUGCUCAAAAAGAAGCCCUAGAAAAAGCACACCAAGCCUUAAUGGAAGAACACACAGCAUUGCGUGAUCAAUGUAGAUAUGAAAAGCAAGUUGCAGAAAAUCUGAAGAAACUCUCUGAAAAGGAGGCUGAAAUAAUUGAUCUUUCUCGCAAGAACGAAUUACUCUCCGAACAAGCAAAUGAGGCUGCAAGACUAAAGGAUCAAGUCGAUGAAUACAGACAUGCUGCUGACGAGCUCAGGAGAAAAGAAAAUGUCAUUGAUAAAUAUAAAAAGAAAUUGGAAGAAGCUGCGGAUUUACGGCGAAAUUAUAAGACUCUAGAACAAGAAAAUCGCACCCUUGCCGAACGUAAUCAAGCAAUUUUAGAGGAGUAUGAUAAAGUUGCUUGUUUCAAAGGAUUAAUGGAAAAUUAUAAAAAACAACUUGAUGAACUUCAAUCUGAAAAAAUAGAAUUGGUUAAUCAAAAAAAUAAAUUCGAGUACGAAUAUAGGCACAUGAAGGCAAAAAUUGAAGCAUACGAUAUGGCCCAAUCACGUGAUCAAGAGACCAUACAUUUGUUAGAAGAUAGAUUACGAGAAUUAGAGUUAGGUGAAGGAGAGCCUUUAAAAUUAGAUGAUGAAAAAAUUGAAGUAGAUGAUAUUAUUGACCAUUCUAUUAACGAACUUUCGGAUGCUCUAAAAGGCGACACAAUGACAAGUUUGAGAUUGAAGAUUAACGAACUUCAACGUGAAUUAUCUAGGUUACGCGAGGGUAAACCCUCGGAUGAUGAUGCAAAUACUCAACUUCUAGUAUUAAAGCAUCAAGUUGAUGAUGCAAAUCGUGUCAAAGCUAGAUUUGAAACGGACUAUGUUAAAGUUCAAAAAGAAAAACUUGUAUUAGAAUCUGAGCUUGAACGAUUACAAGCAGAAAUGUCCAGUUCAUCUAACAGUGUAAAUAAAAAGGAACACAGGAUAAGUUUCGAGAGAGAUCAAAAGGAACUAUUGGAGACUAGAAAGCAACUUCGAGAAACACAGAUGAAAUUAGAUCGAGCUGAGAGGGAAAUGGGUGAAGUCAGACCUGAUUCUAACACCGAAGCUAGAAUUAAAGCAUUAGAGGAUGAAAAGGAGAACUUGAGGAUUCAAAAUGAAGAAUUGUCUUCUCUGCUUCAAAGUUUUGAAGAUAAAAGCGAAGAUGACCUUAAGAAACAAAAUGUACAAUUGCACAGAAAGGUUGAACAGCUCAAGACUUUGGUUACUGGUCAACACGAAAUAAUUGAGAAUUACAAAAAUGCAAUUACUUCGUUCGAAGCAGAAAGAGAAGCUCAUGUUGCUGAAGUUAAACGCUUAGAGCAACUUCACAAAGAAUCUAAAGAACAAGCACAAAAAGAAAUUAGUUUGGUCACAAGUGCUUGGUUCAAUAUGGGUAGACGUAUUCAAGGUGAUCAUGUUUUCUUGCAAAGGCAAGGACCUGCAUCUUUUCUUAAUCAACAACGUUUAAUUCUUGAUACGCAGCGCAUUGAAAAUAUAGGGAAUUUUCUUACAAUUGACUUAGCCGGAACGAACAUUAAGAAUCCAAAUUUUCAAAGACCUAUUCUUUCUUAUUUUCAUAAAUCAGCUUGA
Messenger RNA from Funneliformis caledonium, 2127 nucleotides. The record is from the annotation of a GenBank genome assembly. Lineage: Eukaryota; Fungi; Glomeromycota; Glomeromycetes; Glomerales; Glomeraceae.